This is a messenger RNA of Manis pentadactyla (Chinese pangolin), 1773 nucleotides long. It is a transcript of the gene MSRA, whose product is annotated as methionine sulfoxide reductase A. Gene Ontology annotation, cellular component: cytoplasm. Gene Ontology annotation, biological process: cellular response to oxidative stress. Lineage: Eukaryota; Metazoa; Chordata; Mammalia; Pholidota; Manidae. Bases 309 to 1184 code for a protein of 291 amino acids. The record is from RefSeq and is a predicted model, not a curated record. The transcript has 7 exons. Gene Ontology annotation, molecular function: peptide-methionine (S)-S-oxide reductase activity.
GCACAGCGAGGAACACUCGCAGGUACCUCCUGAGUGCAGGCACCCCCGGGAAGGGAACACGCCCUCGGCCGCAGCCCGCCUGGCCCGGGCCUUGGGUAACCUCGGUUCCGGGGCGGCGGCCAGAGUCCGCGGUGCCCUCCACUCGGCUGGCCCCCACCCUCCCGCGCGCGGCCCAGUGCACGCACGCCGGUUCCGCCGCCCGGGCGCUCCACAGCCGCGGCUCUGCUCUCCACCGCGCCGUCCCGCCCGCGCCCCCGGCCUCUAGGACGGUUCUCCAGCUCUUCCACAGCUUCUUUCCCAUCCGGAGAAUGGGUGACUCGGCCUCUAAGAUCUUGAGUCCCGCGGAGGCCCUGCCGGGCCGGAAGGAGUCAAUCACCGUAGCGGCCAAACAUCAUGUCAAUGGCAAUAGAACAGUCGAACCUUUCCCAGAGGGAGCACAGAUGGCUCUAUUUGGAAUGGGCUGUUUCUGGGGAGCUGAAAGGAAAUUCUGGACCCUGAAAGGAGUUUAUUCAACUCAAGUUGGUUAUGCAGGAGGCUACACUUCCAAUCCUACUUAUAAAGAAGUCUGCUCAGGAAAAACUGGCCACGCAGAGGUAGUCCGAGUGGUGUUCCAGCCAGAACACAUCAGCUUUGAGGAACUGCUGAAGGUCUUCUGGGAGAAUCAUGACCCGACCCAAGGCAUGCGCCAAGGCAACGACCACGGCUCGCAGUACCGCUCGGCCAUCUAUCCGACCUCCGCCAAGCACCUGGAGGCAGCCCUGAGGUCCAAAGAGGACUACCAGAAGAGCUCAAACUCCCUUCCUGAUUCUGCUGACCCUUCACACCAACAUAUAUUCACUGCUCUCCAGCCCUGCUCAGUCACGUGCUGUUGUGGAAAUAAAGGAAGACCACCAAAUGUGCACGGGCCGUGGCUAUUCAGAAUGGUUUACAACAAGGGAGUCGGCCACCAUCACUUGCGUUUGGCAGAGACUCCAAGAAGAGUGGGAGUGGGAAAGCUUCAUAACAGGAAAACGGGGAAGGUUCUUUCAGAGCAUGGCUAUGGCCCGAUCACGACCGACAUCCGGGAGGGGCAGCCCUUCUACUACGCAGAGGAUUACCACCAGCAGUACCUGAGCAAGAACCCCGACGGGUACUGCGGCCUUGGGGGCACUGGAGUGUCUUGUCCACUGGGUAUUAAAAAAUAAUUUCUCCCUGUGUGGCCAGCCCUUGAGGUCACAGCAGAAGCGCUUUCAACAAAUUGGGCGAUUCUUUUCUGGCUCACAUCAGUGGCUUUUUGGAGUACACAGGGCACAGAGGCACUCCUCAAAAUCUUCAUUGAGGUAUGAUUUACACGAAGUGCAAUGGCAAGUUGAUAACAUGUCAUUUAUCUUCUGAUAAGUUCUGGUGGGGGUGGAGCUGUGAUAUUUGCGGGGCCACUUGGAACCUGAAUGAGGAUCAUGGAUGCACUGUCACCCUUGUGCCUGCAGCUGCCUUGGAAGCUAGGGAAUAAAGCUGGAGAUCGCUGGGAUGGGCAGGGAAUGUUGGAAGUCCUUUAUCUGUGCCCUGUCCCCCCUCUCUUGCCCUCCUGCCCUCCAGUGCCUUAAAAUUUGUAAACAUUUACAGCCUCAAUGAAUCAUUCACUUUGCUCUCUUGAUCCUGUCUUCCCCUCCCUUUUCAGCCCUCCUGGGGCAGAGAAAAGAUGUGAGUUUCGCUUAAUGAAUUCCGACGCUUUGCUUAGAGCUCUGAGAAAUGCGUGUUCUAAUAAAAGUCUAGAACCUGAUAAUACAAGCAGCC